AUGCCAUUCUCUGUCGCUUCUCGUCGGGCUCUCGCCUCCGCAAACAAAACCCUUCGCCUCUCCACGCGGACCUUCUCCAGCCAGCCCGCUCUCCGCAAUUCCUCCGACGGCAAACCUCCCUUCGCAUUCUCGCGCGGCCCAGCUCCCCCACGUCUUCCCAAAGAAGAGCAAGAAAUCUUCGAGGAACUACAGAGAAAGUCCACCGGAGCGUUUAGCACCCCACGAUCGACGCCCAAGAUCAACCAAUCUCCCGAUUCCGAACCCGCCGCGAACGAGUCGGCCGAGAUCAAGGCCACGGGCAAGGGAGAAGAGCUCCAUCCCGAUGUGCGAUACGGCGUUCAACCUGAGUUCGAGGGCGAGAAGAAUCCUCAGACGGGGGAGGUCGGUGGACCGAAGAAUGAGCCCCUGCGAUGGGGUGCCGAGGGAGAUUGGAGCUAUGGGGGACGGGUCACUGAUUUCUAA
Messenger RNA from Aspergillus steynii IBT 23096, 462 nucleotides. RefSeq names its product succinate dehydrogenase assembly factor 4. Gene Ontology annotation, biological process: mitochondrial respiratory chain complex II assembly. Bases 1 to 462 code for a protein of 153 amino acids. Lineage: Eukaryota; Fungi; Ascomycota; Eurotiomycetes; Eurotiales; Aspergillaceae. The record is from RefSeq and is a predicted model, not a curated record. Gene Ontology annotation, cellular component: mitochondrion. The transcript has a single exon.